AUGGAUAUAGAUGUAGAUUCUAUUACUAAAAAUAAAAAAAUGAUUAGGAAUUAUAACAUAUUAGAAAAGAAUUAUCAUUUUAUGAUUAAAGAAUAUGAAAAUAUAUCUAAUAUAAAAGUAAAUAAUAAUAUUGCUAAUGUUAGAAUAAUCAAAAACUUAUUAAUUUUAAAUAAUUCAAUAGAUAAUGUGAAAAAGCAAUGUUUACUAAAUAUAUUUGAAAAAUUGGAUAGCGUUUUAAUCCUAAUACUAAAAAAAAAUAAUGCUAAUUUGAUAUUAAAAUUAUUAUCCAUUUUUUACAUAAAACUUUUUAAAUAUGCAAAUUUUAAUAUUAAUGAUCAUUACAACAGUAUAUUUGAAAUAAUCUCAAAUAAAAAUUUAAUUGGAUGCUCUGUUGAAGUAAAAGAUUUACAUGAAAAUUUUUUUAAAAAUACAAUUCUUCUAGUAUCAUUAAUUUUAUAUGAUAUAUAUUCAAAAAUUACUUCUCAUCUAUCUACUAUAAUUGACUACUCAAAAAAAAUAAAGAAAUGUGAAAAUUUAGAAUUAAAAUACUUUUAUUUUAUAUGUCUGAAUAAAAUAAUAAAAUCUUCAAAUAUAAUAAAUUCUACAAAUACUGAAAAAAUAUUUAAGAUUUUGAAAAAAGCAGUUAAUGAAAAGGAAGAAAUAAUAAAAAAUAUAACUAUUAAAUGUCUUACAAAUUUUUUUAUUUUAAAACCAGAAUAUUCUCUUUUAGAAUAUGGAUUUUUCUUAAAUUUUAUAGAUAAUAACUUAAGUUUAAAUAAUAAUUUUAGCUUAACUAAUCUUAAAUAUGUUAUUAACUUCGUAAGUGUUAUAUUUUGUAAUUGUGCGAAUGUAAAAUAUAGUAAAAAUAAUGAUUAUAUAGAUAAAAAGAAUUCAAAAGAAAACAUUUACUCAACCUCAUCAAAAUUAAAAAGAAAAUCAUCUUCUGAAAAAAAUAAAUUGGGUUAUAUAAAAGAAAAUACAAAAAUUGAAGAAGAAAAAAAAAAAAAUAUUUUUUCUGAUUUUUUAAAAAUAGCAACAGAAGAAAUUGUUUCAAAGAUAACCAAAAUAAAAUUAGAAGAAAAUAAUGUUGAAAAUUAUAUUAAACUGGAAAAUGUUGAAGGAUUUUUAUUUCUUGAUGAUAAUGAAUUUAAUAAAAAAAUACUAAAAAAGAAAAAAAAUUUUCUAUCUUUUUAUAAUUUUAAGUCUUUUCUAAAUUAUUUUAAGAAUGUAAUAAUAAAUUUAUCUUCAGAUAUUAAUCAUGACUAUAUGAAUUUAAAAAAGUUAUAUUUUUUGAAAAAUCUAGAAAAAUACAAUUAUUAUAAAGACAAAUUUUUUUUUGAAAAGGAUUUUUGUGCAUAUUUGAGUAAAAAAAAUCAUAAGAAAUAUGAAUUUUUAAAAGAACCAAAAAGUAUAGAGAAUUUUAAUUUUUUAUUAGGAGUAGAUUAUAAAUUAAUGAAAGAGAAAAAAAUAAAUUAUGAUGAAAUAAGUAUGUCUAUAGAAGAAAAAAUUUUAUUUAAAAUUUACAAUUCUUUAAUUCGUAAUACCUUAUUAAAAAUUAUUUUUUUUGAAUCAUUUAAAAAUUUAUUAUUUUUUUCAAAAAAAUUUACAGGGAAAUCAAUAAUAAAAAUAAUAAAAUUUUUUGUAAACUUUUUAGAAGUUUUAUGUUCUAAUUGUGCAAAAAAGAAAAAUUUGAAAACUCAUUUAUAUACUAAUAAUAUUUCAAAUAGUUUUGAAAUCAAAUAUUGUAUAUUUUACUUUAUAAAUAUUAUAAAAGAAUUAAUUAAGAAAAAAGAAAAAGAUACAUAUACAAUAAUCAAAGAGAAAAAAAAUAAAUCAAAAGAAAAUGAAAAAAAUAUAUUUGACGAGAGUGAAAAUACUGAUCAUUAUGAAAAAAAUAGUCAAUAUUAUGAAGAAAAUGAAGAGGAUAGUGUUAGUAAAAAUAGGAAUAUUUGCAAUAAUAAUAAUCAGUAUGAAAUAGAAAAAAAAGACGAAAUUAUAUUUAAUGACACGGAUAAAUUUAAAAAAAAUUAUAAUUCUAAAAAUUUUGAUUAUGAUAAUACAAAAAAAUUACAAGAAACUACUACUAAUAAUAAAGAAAGCAAAGAAAAAGAAGUUGAAAGAUUGAACUUUGAUAGAAGAGAAAUAAAACAAGUGAUCAAAAAAGGAAAUAUAAAUAAUCAUUUAUUAAAUACGAGUAACAAAGAGAAUCAGUUAAUAAAUGAAAAUAAUAAUAGUAGUAUAAACACUAUUGAUAAAAUUAUCAACGAAAAUACUAAAAUAGAAAUAAAUGAAAAUAAGAAUGAAAUGGAAAAAACAAAGAAAAAUUAUGUUAAAAAUUUUAAAGAAACAAAAAUCAGAAAGUAUUUAGAAAGGGAAAUUAAAAACUAUCUAACUUUAAACAAUGAUACUAAUUUAGAUAUUAAUGAAAAAAAAAAGAAUGAUAUUAUUUUAAAAGCACUAAUAAGCUUAUAUAACAAAAUAAUAGUAAAUAAUAAUAUAAAAAAAGAAAAAUAUGAAAAAUAUGAAAAAUUUUUAAAAACUAUAAUAAAUAACAUGAAUGGUAUGCAUGUAGAUAUUGAAUUAGUAAAGGAUGUUAUAAAUUUAUUUUUGAAAAUUUUUUUAAGGUUCCCUUCAUAUAUAUAUAAUAUAAUAACAUUAUUAGUAAAUUAUAUAACAAUAAUUAAUGCCAAUUUUAUGACAUCUUUAACUUUAAAUACAUUUGAUGAUAUAGAAAAACAAGUGAGUAUAUUAAUAAUUAGUUCAGUUUCAUUGAAACAAAUAUUAUAUUAUUCUUCUAGUUAUUAUAAGAUGUAUCACCUAAACAAUUUAAUAUUUUGCAUUUUUGAUAUAUGUAAAUUGUUUCUCUCAAAAGUUCAAACACAUCCAUUAAAAACUAUUAAUGAGUUAAGAAGAAUCAUUUCCUUUUUAUUAAUUCAUUCUAUUCUUUAUUCUGUUAUGUAUGAAUUAAAAAGUAAUAAUAUGUUUUAUAGUUUAAAUGAUUUGGAUCAUCUAAAAACAACUAAAAAAAAUAUUGGUUCUUCUAAUAAUUUGAACUAUUAUAACUUGAAGCAAUACUUUAACAUCCAUGAAGUAUUAUACAAUAACCCUCUUCUUAAAUUAAUAAAAGAUAUACUAAAAGAAAUGAUAAAUGAGAUUGAAGAAGAAAAAAUGAAAAUCUUUAUUCACUCAUAUGAAGAACAAAUAAGUAAGAAAAAAAUGAAUUCCUGUAAUUUUUUUGUUGUUGAUAAUUUAUUUAUUUUAGUUUACAUAUUAAAGAAUGUUUAUGUUAUUUUAUCAUCAGAAAUGUUGACGUUUCUUUUUUUUGAUUAUAUUUAUAAAAUUGCUAAUACUUUAUUUAAUUUUUUCUACAAAUUAAAUGAAAUAAAUUGUAAAUAUAAUAAGGAAAAUAAUGAAGUAAGAAAAAAUUAUGUAAAUGAUAAAGAAAAGGAAAAAAAUAAUUACAUAAAUAGUUGUUCAAAAAAAGAAAAUAAGAAUUUUUACUUUUAUGAGUAUGGUUUUACUCAAAUAUGUAGGUUAAUAAGCAUCGAUAAUAUAUUACUAGUUUUCUUUAUAUAUUUAUUAAAAAUUUUUACUAGAAUUAUGAACUUUAUAAAAUUGAAACUAAGAAAAAGAAAAAAGAACAAAGACUUUUACUUUGUUGAUCAUAUUGAUGUUACUAGUAUUAACAAUAAUGAUAUUAAAAGUGAUGAAAAUUAUAAUAGUAAUAAUAUAAAUAAUGAUUAUAAAAUUUUAUUAAAAAAUGAAGAAAAAGAUGAAUUUCGUUUAAUAUUUGAGUCAUUAAUCAAUGUACAGAAAAACAAGGAAACUUAUUUUGAUUUUUUUUUAACAUUUUUAAUAAAUUUUACAAAAAAUAAAAAUAAUUUUUAUAUUUUGGUUGUAAAUUCUAUAGUAAGAAGAAAAGUAAUAUAUAAGGCAAAAGAUAAAUAUAUUGCGAAUAGCAAUAAAAAGAAAAAAUAUAUAUUAGAAUAUAUAAAUGAAUUAGAUAUAUUAAAUAUUUUAACAAAUAAUUAUGAAAAAUAUCAUGAAUUAAUUCUAAUAAAUUUUAUAUGUUUGUUUGAAUUAUAUUUAAAAAAAAAAAAAUAUUAUAAUAAAAUAAUGAAAAAUAUAAGUGUAUGUAUUUUAAAUUUAGAUGAACAAAAAAAUGAAUUAAUAAUGUAUUUAUUAAUACUAGAAAACUUUUUAAAGAAAAAUUUUCAUAAAAAAAGAAAAGAAAAAUUAUUUAAAAGUAUACAACCUCUAUUUAAUUUAUUAAAUGAUCAUUUUAAUUAUUCUUUUUGCUUAAUUCAUUUUUUAAUUAUUAAGAUACUAACUCUUUUUAUAAGUAAUAAUGAAAAUGUUAACUCAUUUAUAUUUAGUUAUGCUAUGAAAUUAUAUGAAAAAUAUUCAAUGCAAAUGAAUAAUGAAAGUUAUUUAUAUGUAUUGUUUUCUAUUUUAAUAAAAAAUUUAUAUUCAUCAUACUAUAAAAUAAAUUAUAAAAAUUCUUCAAAAAAAAAAAUCAGAAAUAUAAAUUUAAAGAAAUCUAUAAAUCUGUCCUAUUUAAGAAGUUUUAUUAAAAAUUCAACAAAUUCAUCUUCAUUAUUUAAUAAAUUGGAUGUAUGUUCUAACACUUUUUCAUUUAAACAAAACAGCCUUAAUUAUGUUUUUUUUAAUAAAGAUAUUUGUUCUUCAAAUAAUUCAGAAAAUUUUAAAUUACAACAAGUCUCAAAUAUUUCAGAAAUGAAACAAGUGAAAAAUAAAAAAAAGACAAGUAUGAAUAGUUCUAACAAUAGUUACACUGAAAUAAAAGAAGAUAAAAUUGUAAGCAAAAGCAAAAUGAAAUCUAAAGAAGAAAAUGAUAAAAAUAUAGAAAAAAGUAAUAAAGAUUAUAUUAAAAGUUAUUCAUAUACAGAAACGAAUAUAAAAAAAAAGAAUUUACAUAAAUUUUUUGAUAUUUACCUAGAUAUGUUAAAGGUAAUUCCUCAUAAUAAUAAUACAUUUAUAACAGUUUUAAAAAAUUUCAUUUCUAUAAUAAAAAGAGUAAGUACUUCUAUUGGCUUAUUUAGAAUAAAAAAUUGCUUAGAAGUUAUAUUAGCAUAUUUAUUAAAAAAUGAAAAUAUUAAUGUAUUUAAUUUUAAAAUUGAAAAAGGGAAAUAUGUUAUAAAAUUGUUUAAUAAUUUAUUAUAUAUUUUGAAAAAGAAGAAAAAAAAAGAAAAAGAAAAAGAAAAAAAAAAGAAAAAAAAAAAGAAAAAAGUAUUUAAAGAAAUAGUAAAUAAAAUACUUUUUAUAUUUGAAAUAUUAUUAAAUUCCUUUGAAAAGAAAAUAAAUAGUAAUCUAUUUAAAACAAUUAAUCUAUUAUUUGAUGUGAUAAAAAUGAAUAAAUUAAAAAAAUAUAUUUAUAAAUUAUCUGUGAUAAUACAAAAAAAUAUAUUUUUUUAUAAAAAUAUAAAAGUGUUAAAGGAAUCAUUAAAAUGUGUAUAUAACCUUUUAAAAAAAAAAAUUGUAAUACCAUUGCAUGAAAAUUUUGAUUAUUAUAUUUUAGUUAUUCAUAAUUUUGUUAAUACAAAAAAGUUAGAUAUACAUUUUAUAAAUUUAUUAAAAUUAAGGAUAUCUGUUUAUUCUUUUUUUAAUGUAAAUCAAUGGUCUAAACUUUUUGAAAAUAUACUGAACAUAAAAAGUGCAUUCAUAUAUGAUAUUAUAAAAGGUAAAACGAAAGAUAAAUUUUCUAAAUAUUCUUGUAAGAAUAAUAAUAAUUAUUGUGAAGAUAAUAACAUGAAAGAAAAUAAUCUAUUAAAAAAUGAUAGAUCAUUAUAUGAAAAAGAUAGCACUUUUUUUUAUACUUCUUUAUUUAAUGAAAAUUUUGGUUUUAAUAUUCAUAUAAAUUUAAAGGAGGAACAUUUUUUAAACCCUUUCAUGGAAAAUUAUAAAUCAAAAUAUUUUUUUAAUGUUUUUACAAAAGGAAAAAAUGAUUUUACUUUUUCAAUAGAUACGAAAUAUUUAGUUAUGAAAUUACUAUUAUAUUUUUUGAAAAGAAUUAGUUCAUCAUUUUUAAUAUUUAUUCAUAAUGAUUCUUAUUACGUGAAUUAUUCAAAGAAACUUUUAAAAGAUUCAAUUUUAAAAAAAGAAGAAAAAAAUAGUGAAAAACACGAUUUUUUAGAGGAAAAUGUGGUAAAAAAAGAAGAUAAUAUAAAAAUGAAAAAGAUAAAAAAAUUAUCAAAAUACAAUAAAAUGAAGGAUAAAAAUAUGAGCUAUGGUAAUAAUUGUUAUGAUAUGAAUGAAAACAAUCAAUAUAUUAAUGGGAGUAAAAAUGAUUAUAAUAAUUAUACAAUGAAUGGUAAAUAUUCUGAUAUUAAUAAUGAUAAUUACGAAAGUAAAAACAAGAUUAGUAGUUCCAAUGAGGAAAUGUUAAACAAAUUUUAUUAUAUUGAAAGAAUGUUCAAUCAGAGAAGAAAUUCCAAUGAUAAUACAAUAAUAGAUGAAACGAAUUUUAAUGAUAUAAAUUUGGAAGAUAUUGUUGAAAAUUUUUCUUUAUAUGAUAAUUUUGAAUGUUUAUUAAAAGUAAUUUUAAACAAUAUAAAUUAUGGCAUAAAAUAUUAUAAAUUAUCAAAUAUGGCUAUAAAAGUAUUGAUUGUUUACUUAAGUAUUUUUAAAUUUUCUAAAAUUAUAAUUGAUGAAUAUUCUGAUAAUAAUGAAAUUAAAUUACUCAUGAAUUAUGAAAUUAAUAUUUUUACUUCGAUUAAAAUGUAUUAUGAAUCAUUUAAUUUUAUGAAUUUAAAUUAUGAAAACGAGGAGUAUAAAUAUUUAGAUAACUCUAAUAAUAGAAACAAAAGUAACAACGACCUACAAUUUUCUCAUUUAUUUUUAUAUCCUCUAAUGAAUGUAUAUAAUUUAUUUUUAUUUUUAAAUGAUAUAAAAUUAUGUAAUUCUCAUAAUAAAUUUGUGGAAUACUUUUUUCAUUUUGCAAUAAAAGAUAAUAAUAAUAACAAAUCUCUUGAAUUUAAUAGUUUCACAAAAAAACAAAUAAAUAAUAUUAAUAAAAGAGAAGAAAAGAAAGAGGUUCUUAACUCUUUUUUAUUUUUUUCUGAAUGUGAUUCAAGCUUAUUUUUUCUUUUUAAAUAUAAAUCUUUCUGUUACUAUAUAAUACAUAAUGAUAAUGUUCUAAAUAAUUUAUCAAUUUUUGACAUUAAAUCAAUUGUGAAAAAUGUUAAUUAUAUUAUAUAUGACACUAUAAUUUUAUACAUAUGGAGUUUUAGAGAUAAUAAUAGUGAAGAAUUAAAUAAAAUUGUUCAUAAGUUUUUUACAUGUGUGAAUGAAAAGGCAAGAUGUUUAUCCAUUUUUUAUUUUUCUGCUUUUCCUAUUUUUAUUAAGUUCCUAAAUUAUGUAAAAAAUAGUGUUAUUUUAAAUAAGAAUAAUUAUUUAUUCUUUAAAAUAUUUAUUUAUUUUUUAUGCAGUCAUAUAAAAGAAUAUAAUAACAUAUUAAAACAAGAAACAAAAGAAGUAUACUUUACAUUCAUUUUUAAUUAUUUAGUUUUAGUAGAAUUAACUGAGGAAUUCAUAGAUGAUACAGAAGAAAAAGAAAUAAUAAAGAAAACAAAUAAAAUUAAAGACUAUAUAAAUUUAGAUGAUCAAAAUGAUAGUAAUAAUAAUAAUAAUAAUAAUACGGAUAAUAGUUGUAUAAAUAAUAAUAAUAAUGAGGAUAGUAAUAAUAACAAUAAUAAUAAUACGAAUAGUAUUAAUAAUAAUAAUAAUGAGGAUAGUAUUAAUAAUAAUAAUAAUAAUAAUACGGAUAAUAUUAUUAAUAAUAAUAAUCAUAAUAUGGAUAAUAGUAGUAUUAAUAAUAAAAAUGAGGAUAGUAGUAGUAUUAAUAAUAAUAAUAAUGAGGAUAGUAGUAGUAUUAAUAAUAAUAAUAUAGAUAAUAGUACUAUUAAUAAUAAUAUAGAUAAUAGUACUAUUAAUAAUAAUAAUACGGAUAAUAGUUGUAUAAAUAAUAAUAAUGAGGAUAGUAGUAGUAUUAAUAAUAAUAACAAUAAUAUAUAUGACGAAAAUAAAAAAACAGAAAGAACAUUUUUAAAUAAAAUUUUAGAAUACAUUUUAAAAUAUUUGGUAACUUUUAUAACUGAAAAUAAUAUAUUAAGUGUUUUAAACCUAAUAGAAAAGUUACAUAAUCAAAUAAUCGAAAUAAAAAAUAAGAAAAUCCAUGUAAAUACAUUAUGUAAAUUAUACACUUUAAAUAUAUUUGUAAUUAAUAAAUUUUUAAAAGAAAAUAAUAAUUAUGAAAAAGAACAAGAAAUCAUAAAUAUAUGGAACUCAUUUUUAAAUUCUUAUAUUAUUUUAGAAAAAAUAAAUGAUUUAGAGUUGAAAGGAAAUAUAAAAUUAUUAUUACAACAUACAUUUUUAAAAAAAAUGAACUUAUUAAAAAAUGAAAAGUUAUCAAGUAGUUUGUUAAAGUACUUUUUUCAGAAUUCUUCUAUAAAUGAUAUAAAUAACUAUUUAAUUAAAAUGAAAAGUUAUGAAGAAGAAAUUAUAAAAAUUAUAAAUGAAAAGGACUUACAUAAAUUGAAAAUAUUUUACAUAGAAAUAAUUAUUUUUAUUAAUUUUAUUAAUACUUGUGAUAUAUUAAAUGAAAAAAGCAAAUUGUAUUAUAAUCAAAAAAUAAUACAAAUAUUUAUAAAUUUCUCAAAUAAAAUGAAAAUAUUGUACUUUUACUAUAAUAAUAAUAAUAAUAAUAAUAAUAGUGACUAUAGUAAUAACACAAAAAAGCAAAUAAUUAUUUCUUCUAUAAAUAUUAUUCAAAAUAUAUUUACUAUAAUUAAAAAUAAAGAAGAAUCACUUGUCUUUUAUUUUAUUUAUAAUUUAAUUAAAAAUAACAUUUUGCCUGUAAUAAUAACAAAUUCUUCUAUAGAAAAUGUAGAUUAUAAUGAGUUAAUACCUUUUAAUUCUUAUAUGGAAGAAAUAAUUUGUUAUUCUCUAAAAAUAUUAAAUGUAUUUUUUGAAGUAUUUAUUAGUAAUACUAUAUUAAUAAAAAAAAUAUUAAUACCUUUUAUAAAUUUUAUAUACAGAAUUGUAACUUUGUGUGAAAAAAAAAAAAUAAUGAUAACAAAAAGUUUCUUAAUUUAUCAAGUAGAUCAAACAAAAACAAUUAGUUCUUUUAAUUUCCAAAACGAAGAUAUAUAUUUACAUAAUAACUUCAUUAAUACUAAUUCAGUUAAUAUUAAUUGUAUGACUAUAUAUUUUAAAGAAGUAAUUAAAAUUUUUAAAAAUAUUGCUUUUAAGAAUUCACAAUUAUUUAAACAGAUUAUUAACGAAGUAAAUACAGAAGAAAAAUUAUUGAUUUAUAAUUUAAUGAAAGAAUUAAUUAAUAUGAACAAAAAUAAUGAAACACAAAAUAAGAAGAAUGAUGAAAAAUUAGAUUUUAGCUUUCUAAAUUAA
This is a messenger RNA of Plasmodium gallinaceum, 9426 nucleotides long. Its product is annotated as conserved Plasmodium protein, unknown function. The coding region runs from base 1 to 9426 and encodes 3141 amino acids. Lineage: Eukaryota; Apicomplexa; Aconoidasida; Haemosporida; Plasmodiidae. The record is from RefSeq and is a predicted model, not a curated record. The transcript is spliced from 2 exons.